AUGUUCGGCUCCGCGGGACCAUGCGAGGCCGAGUGCCGUGAGGAGCAGAAGACCCGAGUGGUUCCUCAGAUCCGCCGAUUCAGUGUUCAAUUGCCGGAACCAAGCCGCAAUGACUUGUCUCGAGGACAGAUGCCGAUUUUGGGGGAUGACCUUGAUCUGGAGGAUCCUCUGAUGCUGGAAUACGCUGAGAUGGAGGAUAGCCGAGGUAAGCAAUUAUGA
This is a messenger RNA of Penicillium macrosclerotiorum, 219 nucleotides long. RefSeq lists its product as uncharacterized. Bases 1 to 219 code for a protein of 72 amino acids. Lineage: Eukaryota; Fungi; Ascomycota; Eurotiomycetes; Eurotiales; Aspergillaceae. The record is from RefSeq and is a predicted model, not a curated record. The transcript has a single exon.